Molecule: messenger RNA, 1089 nt
Organism: Nipponia nippon (crested ibis)
Lineage: Eukaryota; Metazoa; Chordata; Aves; Pelecaniformes; Threskiornithidae
Product: natural killer cell receptor 2B4-like
Biological process (GO): natural killer cell activation involved in immune response
Cellular component (GO): membrane; external side of plasma membrane
Molecular function (GO): MHC class I protein binding
Source: RefSeq, a predicted model, not a curated record
AUGGGGAACCGGGCUGAGCUCACCCCCGGGGAGCAGGGGGGGCUGUGCUGGGAGCUGUGGGUCUGCGGCAUGAGGGGGCUCCAGUGGCCAUGCCCCCUCCCCAGCCACGGAGGACGCCUGCGGCUGCAGCCAGAGAAACCCCUGCAGCGGUGGGCAAGGGCCGAAUGGAGAGUGAGCCUGGAUGCAGGAUCCCGGCACCGGAUCCUGACGGCUGAGAAGAAUAACACUGAUGUCACAUUGUCCGGGAGUCCUUUUCAUGGGAGAGUGGAUUUCCAGCAGGACACCCUGUCCCUGCGGAUCAGCCCUGUUAGCACGGCAGACAGCGGGGUCUAUCGGGCAGAUUUUGAGGACACAUCAGGCCAUGUUACCAACCUGUGCUUCCGUGUGUCGGUGUGGGAGCCUGUCCGCCAGCCGCGCCUGGAGGCACGCGUCCUGCACUGGGAGCAGAGCUGGUGCAACCUCUCGCUGGACUGCACCAUGCCCAGUGCCAGCAGCAUCUCCUACACCUGGUCCUGCCCUGGGCAUCCCCUGGGAGCCCUGGAGCACCAGCCCUGGCUGCACCUGCGGGUCCGUGGGGACGCCGACCCCACCGUCUGCCAGUGCAACGUGAGCAACCCGGUGAGCUGGAGCACGGCCAGUACCAACGUUUCGGCAGCCUGCGGCCCUGUGCCCUCAGGGCUUUUCGACAUUGUUCCAUGGUGGGCAGUGGCCGUGUCCCUGGUGCUGGCACUGGCCACCGCCGUAGCCAUCGUUGUCACCUGCUACUGGUGGAGAAAGCGAAGAAAGGUCUCCUCAGAAGGACCCGACGGGCAGAUGCUGACCGUCUACGAGGAGGUGGGCAAAGCCCGAACCAGCCAAAACUGCAAUGGGACCAGUGGGGCCAUCGUAGAAGGAAACACCAUCUACGCUGUCAUCAGCAACAAAACACAGCAGGGACCCGUCUGCCCUCAGGAACCUGAAAGCCGCACCAUCUACUCUACAAUUCAGCCCACCAGGAAGUCUCCUUCUCUCAGGAGGAAGAGGCUGGACCCAGCUUUGGUUUCCACUGCCUAUGUAGAGGUAACAGGCACCGGACCGGUGGGGAGAUGA